AUAUGAGAGCUUGUGUGUUUAGCAAACAUAGCAAGGCUCCAUUAAGACAGAUGUGACUCAAAGUGGUGGCUUUUUCCUUUUAAGACUUUCCUUUCUCUUUCCCUUUGUCUCUCGUCUCUUUUAGUCACUCAAAAAACUCAACUCUUUUAUGAGAUUCAAUCACCAAAGAUCAGCCACAGAGAGAUCGCUAGAGGCCAUGGGAUCUGAGGCAGAGGUAGAGGAAGAGACACUAAAGCUACCCUUGUUUUCUGCCCCUCAAAUUCAGUCACUUGAGCCUUCUGGGAGUUUAACCCCACCACUCUACACCUCAGUUUCAGUUCCAUUUCGCUGGGAAGAAGAGCCUGGCAAGCCAAGGCCUUGCACUGCCCUCAUCACCCUUCCAAACCCAACUGACUUUUCUCAAAAGUGCUUAGAACUCCCUCCAAGGCUGCUUUUGGAAACCAAACAACCUUCACCCACCACAGUCCUGGAGGGUCCUUAUGUGGGCAGGUCAAAGUUUCAGUCUUCUUCAUUUAGGAUGGGCAUGGAGUGUUAUGGGGAUUUUAGCCCUGAGAGAGGGCAGCUUGGUGCUGUGGUUCUGAGCAAGAGAGGGCUUAAAGAACGAGGGUGGUUUGAUUCAUGGGGGAGGAGGAUCUUGAAGGGUAAAAGAGAGGUUGGUGGGGCUAGUUAUGUCUUUCCAUCAUCUGUGGAUGGAGAGAGUGAUGGCAGCAGCGUGGGAGAGAGCAGCAGCAGUAGGCAGGUGAAGACCACAAGGAUUAGAAGAGCUGGGAGCUUUUCUAGUCCCUCUCAUGCCAGACCUCAUUUCUGGACAACAAUUUGCCAGGGCUUGAAGCAGGCAGUUCCAUGGAAGAGUAGAAAAUUGAAGAAAGAUGGGAUUGUGAUCUAGACUCAACUCUGUGCACCUUAGAGUAGGUCCAAAUCAAAAUUACCUGUCAACUGCUGCAGUCCAGUAAUAUUCCAUGUGAAUUGAAAAUGACAUUUUCUUUUCUACACAAUCUAAGGAUUUCAUGCUGAAAUCCGGAAAAGUGGACGUUGUUAUGCGAAAUGAAAAUGGCUUGUAAUUGUGUUCAUGUAAAAUGUAGACCUUAUUUUACUGUUUUGCUUUCUUUUCCA
This is a messenger RNA of Prunus persica (peach), 1113 nucleotides long. RefSeq lists its product as uncharacterized. Bases 149 to 886 code for a protein of 245 amino acids. NCBI's taxonomy places the organism in Eukaryota, Viridiplantae, Streptophyta, Magnoliopsida, Rosales, Rosaceae. The record is from RefSeq and is a predicted model, not a curated record. The transcript has 2 exons.